Gryllus bimaculatus (two-spotted cricket) is the source of this 2855-nucleotide messenger RNA. The record is from the annotation of a GenBank genome assembly. Lineage: Eukaryota; Metazoa; Arthropoda; Insecta; Orthoptera; Gryllidae.
AGCAAACUCGUGACGUUUUCUGAGUGAGAAGUUGAAACGUAAACCGUCAGACUCAUUCCUUUGCUGGCAGAUCACAGGCUGGUCGUUGUAAGCUUGAAGACGAAAUUGCUAAUAUUAAACUCAAUAAUUUGUCGCGAUGUCUGAACAUACUUUUUCAGAAACCACCAGUGAUUCUUCGUAUUCAGAUAGUGAAGGCUCGUACACACUCACAACAACAUCAGAUAGUGAAGAUGAAAAUGCAGUCGAAACCGUUGAUGCAAAAGGUAAAACGGCGCAUAAAAAAGGUACGACCACUUUUAAAAACGGGAGACCCGACAAUGAAAACGGCACCAACGUCAUCACGAGCGUAACGCCUGAACCCGCCGAGUUCCUGAUCAAUCCUAGCAACACGGGCACGUACAAGAUAAAAACGAAGGGUGGCAGCAUUGCACUUCGCAACGGUGACGUCGUCAGGAUCCCAUCGCCGUUGCAUCUGUCUCCGCAAACGAGCGGCUCCACGAUGGACGCAGCGAAGACGUGGUACCCGUCCACUUCGUCGGCGGAGUCGAAGGCUGCCAAAGCCGGCACGCGGUUUCUGGCCUUGGCGCGCCUGCGCCGUCUGCCGGUAAUGCGCUGCGCGGCGACCGCCUUGAAGGGGGCGAGAGCCAGCAAGUGCCUGGGCUGGGCCGUCACCCUGGGCGAGGCGGCCGCUAGCAUGGCGGUCGCGCCAGUCAGCGCCGUGGCCUCGCCGUUCGCCUCCAUGUGCAGCGUGCCCAUAAAUUGUGUGGACAGGGCGAUCUGUAAAGGGCUGGAUAUAGCCGAGGUGCUGUUUCCUUGCAUUGCCAUGCAUCCGUGCCAGAUGUGCUGGAGAAUGAAGACGUACUGCGCAAAUGUUGAUGUGCAAGAUUAACGGGCUUAUUACUGCAGACUUCAUCCCGUGUGAAAAUUCUCUCGAGAAGCUGCAUGAACGCUGUAAACAAUGAUGUGUCAUAUUCCCAUGUGUAGUGAAUAUAAUUCGAUAAUAUUGUAUUCGUUCUUUCAAAGAAUAUUUCAUUAUCAGAACCUAAAUUCAAACGUUGAAACUCAUCAGUUUGUUGACCAGAUUGUCUUUAAGUCAGUAUACGAACAUACGCGCUUUAAAAUUUAAACAUUUGCAUUUUCAAUUUUCAAAAGUUUAGAUAUUUUCGCACAUUUUAUUUCAACAUUAGAUUUAAAAUAGAUAUUUCAUUACGAUAAGCAAUGUCCAGAAUUAUUGGAACAUAUUGUUCUCAGAUUAUAUUUAUUCCUUUUAAAAUUAAGUUUCUUAUCCUAUUGGUUUGGAUACUGUCUCGGGUGUUUUGUCAAUAAUAAAUGUAAAUAUAACUCAUUACACUUACAAUAUUAUUUACAAAAAUUAUUAAAAACAGAAUUGUUAUUCAGCCAGCCCCCAUUAAUUCAAGUUUUCCAACACCUAAAGUCGAUAAUUCUCUAAUGGAUAUGUUGGGUGUGAAAUUCACCCAACAAUUUCCACGACUACUAUUCAAACUAAAGAUGAAUGGAUACAUGAGAUGGAUGGUUUGUGUGUAACAGUUGUUCGUAAUAAGAUUUUUCUAAGCUAAGUGUUGUCAACUUAAUGUAGGUCAACCUACAGAUGCACUAGUUGGUAUUACUUAAAUUGUUUUAGUUGACAAUUGCCCAAGAAGUCAUAACACUGUCAUGUAAAUAAAAUUUGGUGUCUCACUUGUAAUUUGUUGGUAUCAGAUCGUAUAUUGAAAGUAUUGUGAACUUUGUGUAUAUGUAAUAUCCCUGAUAUUAGACGUUUUUGUAAUUUUUCUUUGCCCAAUAGUUUACUGUUUCCCAUUCAUGAUGGGUUGAUAUUUAAAUGAGUGCUUAGUAAUUUUUACAUUGUUACUGUUUGAUGUUGUUCAUGGUGUUCCUUAAAUGUAGUUUUAAGUGCUCUUUUACUAGUGCCUGUAUAAUUUUCUUUGCUUCCUUCCAGACUACUAUUGUGUGAUAUUGUGUGAAUUGAUGUGAUAAACUAUAUAUGUGUAUUAUUCGUAGGUAUGAACUAUCGGCAAAGUAAGUUUCGCUAAUCACAUGGACAUAAACGCAAUUCAAAAGAAGAUUGUUUCCGAAAAUGAUAAAGUUAUGCGAAAUAUAACACUUAAAACAUUUUGUGAUUUGACAAAAACUAUUAAUUUUAAGUCUAUUAAAAAUAAUUCCACUACCUUCCUGACUACAGAACGUGUUAGUGGAAGUAAUUUUUAUUCGGCAGAAAAAUCCAUUGCCGGGUUUUCAUAACGGAAAUGUGUAAAAAUUCAGUUGCUACAUUAAGACUAAAAUAUUCUAAAACGUAUAGCCAGAAUCCCUGUCCAUUUUACUGUAAAUGUAGAUUAUAUAGAUAUAUUAUAUUAAUUUAUUCUUUCCGGCUAUUUGUUUCAUAAAAUACAUUUUUUACAUGAAUUAUUUAAAUCUAUAUGCAUACUUUUAUAUUUAUUAUCUAUUAAAUUAAUUUUCUCCUUUACGUAUUUUAUAAUUGAAUAUUAUUCAAUUCAAAUCCUUUAUCAAAUUUUUGCCUAUACUGUUUUGUAGAAAUUACUAAAUGUUGAGUUUGUCUUGUUUCUCUUCUUAUUUAAUCUUUCUCUUUGAAUUUCGUUCACUAAAUUUUGUUAUCUGAUGUUAAAUUAAUUUUAAAAUAAAAAUAUUUGUUUUUAUUUAACUGUUUUUGACAUAACUAUUAGUGUCUAGCAUGUUUAGCACUGGCGUGUAUCUAGAGCAUUAUGAGGAGACAUAUUAAAACUACUUUAAUAAUAUUCUGAGUUAUAGCAAUAUCCCUCGUAUUAUAAAUUAAAGCUGAAAAUAAUUUUGUAUAAUUGGAAAAAAAGUUUACAAUUUCU